AUGGUUGCAACAGCAGUUGAUUAUACAGAACAUUUCUGGGGUGAAAGACAUCAUGGGUAUCAUGUUUUGUACGAGAAUCUAAAACAUGAGGAAGAAUCUGUACAAGAAUUAGCACAAUUUAUAAAAGAAAGAGCAGCAUAUGAAGAGGAGUGGAACAAAUUUUUGAAUAAAUGUAUUGCUAAGACAAAUGGGCUCACCGCACCAGGUUCAAUGUUCGCAAAUGCAUGGCUUGUAACAAAGAAUACAGUGGAGCUUUUAACAGAAAUACAAGCAUCCUUCUAUAUUACCUUGCAACAUCUGCUAAAAGACGUUUUCAAAUAUCACGAUGAUUUAGUGCGGUCGAGGAAAAAAAUGAAAGAGCAAGAUGUUGUGGAUGCAGUAAAUUUAAUGCAAACCACUACUACCUGUCUGCAGAAGUCGAAAGAAACAUACGCACAACGAGUGAAUGAACUGGAACGUUUAAAAAAAGAAAAUGCAACACCGAAGGACAUUUCAAAGGCUGAAAGUAAGUUAAACAAAUCACAUGAUGAAUAUAAGGGUUAUGUAGACAAGUAUGGUCGCAUACGAGCUGAUUUUGAAGAGAAAAUGAUUAAAGCAACACGUUUAUUUCAAGCACAUGAUCAGUCAUUUUUGCUGCAAAUGAAAACGUUUAUGGCAAUAUUUGCACGUGCAUUGGACGAAUCGGCAUCUGCCACAUCACAGGUAUGUGCUCUAUAUCGGGAUUCGGUUGAUAAUUUGGACAUUGACGAAAUGUUAAUCAAAUUUGUUGAAACAAAAGGAACAGGCAAAGAUCGACCAGAAUUUGCUGUUUUUGAAGAAAUUGAUAUUGCUAAAGAUAUUAAUCCAUCGGAUGUAUUGGCUCCAUAUUCUUCUGAUUUAUCAACAUCUGUACAUAGGUCAGCUCCUGUCGACAGACACCCAUCUACGGCACACAAUUUGAUGACACUUGAUACCAAUACGUUUGAUGCCUGGAAUAACGAAAUUAGUGCUUUGAAAGUCCAGCCUUCUCCAGUAGCAAGCGAUAGCAGUUCGUCUACAGCAGCUAAUAUUGGCUCAGGAUCUGUACCAUUCUCAGCCUCAUUAGGCCGACAGAAAUUGUCCUUAUGGUUGCCCGGCAAAAGAAAGAAAUAUGCAUCACAAAGCAGCCUGCCAGUAUCGGAGCCCCCACACCAAGAAUUUAGUCACAGCCAGUCAGAAUCUUUGGGUUUUCUAAAGAAAUAUCGAUGCAAACAUAAGAAAUCGAAUACCGACAUCACCGCUCCCAACACAGAUGGUCCAGCCACAGAGGACUCAAAAAGCACUGCGAGUAGCAGCAAGAGUGAAGAAAAACCUUUCAUUGCAACAAAUGGUUCCCUUAAUAUACUAGAUGUGCCUGUAGUUGUACCACCGCCACUUCCCACUGUACCACCACCAGGGAAUAAUGAUGAUGAAGGUGCCGGUGAUAAUUUUAGUCGGUCACGUUGGAGUAGCUGCACUGAAUCUUCAGAUGAUGAUGAAGAUCUACGGCAAGCGGCCAAAUUGCGCCACAUAAACAUUAAACCUCUUAUUGAAUCUAAGGAUAACAUUACUGCAUCGGUUGAUGAGCUUCGGGAUGCGAUCGGAAAUAUCGUAUUACAUAGUACAGCAUUUAGCAGAAGCAGCACUUUUGAUUGUGAUCCAUGGUCAUCUAUACGUCGUUCAACACCUUUCAAUGCAGGUUUAGAAGGAACUGUUCGACCACUUCGUGCUGCACUUACUGGUGAUGACCAUGUCCGUGGAAAACACUCGGAUUCAUCGCUGUCAUUUUCUUCUUCGAUGUCCAGUUCAAAUGUAGCUCGAGCUCGACCGCACAGUAGUACGCCAACACCUGGAGUAUCUAGCUUGACAUUGCAAACAUGUGAUCAUUCAUCAGUUCGUUCUGCAGAAGUGGGAUCCACAGGAAGUCAAACGUUUUCUGGAAGCGAAUCAGCUUUGUCCUUGGAACACUCUAUGGCUACUGGGAUACCUUUUAAGAUAUCAGCAUUAAAUUUAAGCGCUUCAGCCACGAUUAAAGAGAAUCGUAUACCGGUUGCAAUGGCAAUUAAUGAGUAUAUACAUGCGUGGUUCAGAGGAACAGAUCUGGCAAAAACAACAGUUCGAGCUUUUGGUUCUAUUCUUGUAUCGUUCCCAGCGUCCGUUGUUCCCGUUUUAACUGACCUUACCUCUGACAUUGAUCCACUUAUCGUAACGUUGAAAAAUGCCGAUAAAAUCAAAGCUAUUUCGCCGAACAGUCAGUUGAUUUCGCAAGUUAUUGAUGCUUUCGCUGCACCUUACACGUUUGCAUUUGAGAAAAGUCGGCUAGCUGAAUGGUUAUCUGCUCGAAAGAUUGAAAAACCAGAUUCUCAGUUCUUCAAUGCAGAGGUAUUAACGUAUGAAAUAAAGGAGCCGACAGUUCCACCAAUUGUUUUAAUAGUUUACUGGAAAUUGGAGGCACAGAAUACGGAUUUAAGAAUUGAUUAUCGAUUAAAUAUGGAUAGUAGUAUCAAUUGCUCUCUUGCAAAUGUUGUUUUCACUACAAAGGUGGAGGGUUCCGUGGUCAGUGUUAUUGCAGAUCCUAAUGCGGAAUGGUCACCUUCGAGCAACACAAUAUCUUGGAAACUAGCUGAGCUUUCUCGAGAUGGUGAAUGUGGCGGAUCAUUAAAAGCAAGGCUUUCACUUUCUGGUGGUCCCGCAACUGUUUCGCAGACCUUUGUUCAAUUUCAAGUAUCAAAUGUAACCAUUUCUGGUGCAGAGAUAACUACUACGAGCGACGAUUUGUAUCACCUAUCUUUGGUGCGACGAAAUGUUUUCUCGGGCAAAUAUUUUUGUGAUGCCGAAAUGCGCAGUUAA
Messenger RNA from Brugia pahangi, 2847 nucleotides. NCBI's taxonomy places the organism in Eukaryota, Metazoa, Nematoda, Chromadorea, Rhabditida, Onchocercidae. The record is from the annotation of a GenBank genome assembly.